This is a messenger RNA of Impatiens glandulifera, 1566 nucleotides long. RefSeq names its product probable galacturonosyltransferase-like 7. Gene Ontology annotation, molecular function: glycosyltransferase activity. The transcript has a single exon. The coding region runs from base 242 to 1372 and encodes 376 amino acids. The record is from RefSeq and is a predicted model, not a curated record. Gene Ontology annotation, cellular component: Golgi apparatus. Lineage: Eukaryota; Viridiplantae; Streptophyta; Magnoliopsida; Ericales; Balsaminaceae.
AAAGAGUGUGUUCUUAUUUCUCACACCCAAGGUCGCUUCGAUUUCACGUCAUAGGAGUGGAUUGGAUUGGAGGGGAAGGGAAAAGGGUGGGCAGCGCUAAGGCUCAUUCAUUUCUCUUUCUCUUUCUCUGUUCAGAGAUUUUCUACCAACAUCAUCAAACUAGUGUAACCCUAGCAUAGCAUAGCAUUCCUUUGACUCUUCCAUUUCAAGUCUAAGAACAGGCAGGAACAAGAACAAGAUCAUGGUUCCUUAUUGUUUAAACACGGUCUGGUUGAUGAAAUUAUCUGGGUUUUUCUCUGUCGCAAUGGUUACGGUCAUUCUCUCUCCAUCACUGCAAUCAUUUCCACCAGCAGAAGCCAUCAGAUCUUCCAAUCUCGAAGAAUACCUCCGAUUUCCCACCCAGACUUCCUCUGACGAUCGAUUUUCCUACAGAAUAGCACCUGCGUUUCGCAAUGCCGAUGAAUGCAGUCUCACGGAUAAGAAGAAGAACAAGAAGAAGACAUUCAAGAGAAAGGGAGUUUGCGAUCCUUCCCUUGUUCACGUCGCGAUUACUCUCGAUGUCGAUUACCUAAGAGGCUCAAUCGCUGCCGUCAAUUCCAUUCUGCAAAAUUCAUUGUGUCCUGAAGAUAUCUUCUUCCAUUUCCUUGUCUCGGAGACCAAUCUCGAAACCCUAGUUCGGUCCACUUUCCCGCAGUUGAAGUUCAAAUUCUAUUACUUCGAUCCAGAAAUUGUUCGAAGCUUAAUCUCCACUUCGGUAAGGCAAGCUCUCGAACAACCACUAAAUUAUGCAAGAAAUUACAUGGCCGAUCUGCUUGAGCCUUGUGUGAGAAGAGUCAUAUACUUGGAUUCCGACCUCGUAGUUGUAGACGACAUCUCUAAGCUAUGGGCGACCAGCCUGGAAAAGAUGACUAUUGGAGUGCCGGAAUACUGUCACGCGAACUUCACCAGGUAUUUCACAGACGGGUUUUGGUCGGACAAGUGGUUAUCUAGCACGUUUACUGGACGCAACCCUUGCUACUUCAACACAGGUGUAAUGGUGAUUGACUUGGUGAAAUGGAGGCAGUUUGGGUACACAAAGCUGAUAGAAAAAUGGAUGGAAGUUCAGAAGAGAGACAGGAUCUAUGAACUAGGGUCUUUGCCGCCGUUUCUUCUGGUAUUUGCCGGAAAUGUUGCUCCUAUCGAGCACCGGUGGAACCAACACGGUUUAGGAGGUGACAACAUCAAGGGAAGCUGUCGGAAUUUGCAUCCCGGUCCUGUGAGUUUACUACACUGGAGUGGCAGCGGCAAGCCAUGGCUGAGGCUUGACUCAAAGAAAUCGUGUCCCUUGGAUUCACUAUGGGCAAUGUAUGAUCUCUAUGGACACUUGAUAUGAGUUUUCACUAGCUCUUGCCGGUAAAUUUCAUUUGUUCCUUCAAUUUUUUUGUUUGCUUUCAAAUUUUUCUCUUUUCUAAUUUGACAUAUAACUGAUUCUCUGGGAAUAAGAGGAGGGAAAAAAAGGAAGUGAUACCAUUGAAAUGAAUUCCAAUUUGCUGGCUAUUAUUAUAUUCUUGUUGCUUGUUAUUUCUA